Molecule: messenger RNA, 3137 nt
Organism: Drosophila nasuta
Lineage: Eukaryota; Metazoa; Arthropoda; Insecta; Diptera; Drosophilidae
Gene: dbo
Product: Kelch-like protein diablo
Exons: 5
Coding region: 481-2385 (634 amino acids)
Molecular function (GO): protein binding
Source: RefSeq, a predicted model, not a curated record
GUUCGCUUGGUCACGCUGUAUCUUCCAACGAGAAGUCUUUGAUGAAAAUAUUGUGAAAAAUUUUGUUUAAUGUGCGAAAGAAGUGCAAGUGCAUUAUCAAAUUAUGUUCGAAGUGCUUACACAAUGCACAGCAUUGUUUGUCGAUUCUAAACUACUGCAAUAAUUGCAGGAAUAGUUGCAAGAAAACGUCUGUUUUGCAAUUGUUCGAUUUUUCCCACAAGACAACCAACGUUCUUCAGUGUGCAAGUGAAGUAAAAAUCUGGUGAUUUGCGCAAGCAAUUGCUAUAAUUUGUAAACUCGCAACGCAAAAAUUAUUUAGCACAGAUGUCGCUUUAAGCAAGCAGCAAAAUUGCAUUUUCGAACAUUUCCGCCUGCACCUGGUUUCCGUGGACGUGCUUUGGAUCCGUGGACAACAGAGACGCAAAGAUAGACGCCGUGUGGGGUUGGGCAUCCGCCCCGCUGCGCUUAGCGGCGAAUAGAAUGGGCGAUCCUUUGCUGCCGGGCUCCACCGGCCUAGGCAGCGGUGCUGCCGCCACAGCCACCGCUGCUGGUUCAGGCACAACGGGCAGUGGGCUGGGUGGUGGCGGUGGCACCGGCGGUGCCGAACGUCCACCAUCGCCCGCCCGUCUCACGCACACGUCCGAGAAGCAUCCGAAAGUAACGCUCACCGAGCUGAAUAUGCUGCGUCGCCAUCGUGAACUCUGCGACGUCGUGCUCAAUGUGGGCGGACGCAAGAUCUUUGCGCAUCGGGUUAUUUUGAGUGCAUGCAGCUCGUAUUUUUGUGCCAUGUUCACCGGUGAGCUGGAGGAGUCACGACAAACGGAGGUCACCAUACGCGACAUCGAUGAGAAUGCCAUGGAGCUCUUAAUCGACUUUUGCUAUACCGCUCACAUUAUUGUCGAGGAAUCGAACGUGCAGACUUUGCUACCAGCCGCUUGUCUGUUGCAGCUCGUCGAGAUCCAGGACAUUUGCUGUGAGUUCCUCAAGCGUCAACUCGAUCCGACCAAUUGUCUGGGCAUACGCGCCUUUGCCGACACACACUCCUGCCGCGAACUGCUGCGCAUUGCCGACAAAUUCACCCAGCACAACUUCCAGGAGGUGAUGGAGAGCGAGGAGUUCCUGCUGCUGCCCGUGGGCCAGUUGGUGGAUAUCAUUUGCAGCGAUGAGCUCAAUGUGCGCAGCGAGGAGCAGGUCUUCAAUGCGGUCAUGUCCUGGCUGAAGUACAAUGUCGCCGAACGGCGUCAGCAUUUGGCACAAGUGUUGCAACAUGUACGCUUGCCUCUACUCUCGCCCAAGUUCCUAGUCGGUACUGUGGGCUCCGAUCUCUUGGUGCGCUCCGAUGAAGCCUGUCGCGAUCUGGUCGACGAGGCUAAAAACUAUCUACUGCUGCCGCAGGAACGUCCAUUGAUGCAAGGUCCACGCACACGUCCUCGCAAACCCACACGACGCGGUGAAGUGCUUUUCGCCGUGGGCGGCUGGUGCUCGGGUGAUGCGAUUGCCUCCGUUGAACGCUUUGAUCCGCAGACCAACGAUUGGAAAAUGGUUGCGCCGAUGAGCAAGCGACGUUGUGGCGUUGGCGUUGCCGUUCUCAAUGAUCUUUUAUAUGCUGUUGGCGGCCAUGAUGGCCAAAGCUAUUUGAAUAGCAUUGAACGCUACGAUCCACAGACCAAUCAAUGGUCCUGCGAUGUGGCGCCGACCACAUCGUGCCGCACCAGCGUUGGCGUUGCUGUUUUGGAUGGUUUUCUCUAUGCCGUGGGUGGACAGGAUGGUGUACAGUGUCUGAAUCAUGUGGAACGCUAUGAUCCCAAGGAGAACAAAUGGUCCAAGGUGGCACCGAUGACCACACGUCGUUUAGGCGUUGCUGUUGCUGUCCUAAGCGGUCAUCUUUAUGCAAUUGGUGGCUCCGAUGGCCAAUGUCCGCUCAACACCGUCGAACGUUACGAUCCCAGGCAAAAUAAAUGGGUUGCUGUCAAUCCCAUGAGCACACGUCGCAAGCAUUUAGGUUGCGCUGUAUUUAAUAAUUAUAUUUAUGCCGUCGGCGGACGUGACGAUUGCAUGGAACUGUCGUCCGCCGAACGCUACAAUCCCCUCACCAACACCUGGAGCCCUAUUGUGGCCAUGACCUCUCGUCGCAGUGGCGUCGGUCUGGCUGUUGUCAAUGGGCAGCUAUAUGCUGUGGGCGGCUUUGAUGGCUCCGCCUACUUGAAGACCAUUGAGGUGUACGAUCCUGAGACGAAUCAAUGGCGCUUGUGCGGCUGCAUGAACUAUCGUCGCCUGGGUGGCGGCGUUGGUGUUAUGCGUGCACCUCAGACUGAGAAUUAUAUGUGGUGCGAUAAUAAUUUUAGACAUCAGAAUAAUCAAAAAUUAGUUGAACUGCAUAACUAACUCAACUAUAAUGUCAUUUCUUUGCAUUUGUCCUUAUAUUUAAACUCACACACAUAAAACAUACUACAUGCUAACACACACACACAAAACACGCAGGAUACGCAAGGAUUCUGUCGUCUGAUGGGAGCCGAAGCCGGCGUCGUCAGCGCUGCCCUCGCAAACGUUGCCGCCGCCGCACUUCUAUUAAAAAAGGAACAGGACUCCAACAACAGCUAAAAAUUGCAAGAAACAACCACAUGAAAUAGUAACAGAAAAACAGACCGACAGACAGUUAACUGCUACAACAAAUCGAAGCCAAAUUUUUUCCAGCGGCUUAAGCAUAAGCAUAAUUGUAUAAUUGAUACUUAAUUGUUAAUCGUUUCCCCCAUUUGAUGGCGCGUUAAAAAUGAGAAAUGUUUGUUGUGUCGCGCGUUUUUAACAAAAUAUGCCUAGCUUUAGUUGAAUACACACACACACAUUCUCAAUUACACGUUACACUCAAUCAGCCCAACACGAACACACACACACAAACCUAAAUAUAUAUAUAUUAUAUGCUAAACACGAUGUACUGUAAUAUUUAUUAAGCUAAGUAACUAAAUACUACAUGUUCUUUGUAAAGCAAACUAAAACAAAACUAACUGUUGGUUAAAAUUUCAUGGAAAUUUCUGACAUGCCUUUUCCCCCUUCUCACCUCUCGCCACAUCAUUCAUUUACAUUUAUAUAACACUCUCGAAAAACAAAAACAAACAAAAUACAAAGCAUUGAAAAUCAAA